AUGGAAGACUAUAAACCAGUAGCGACUCCGGUGGAUGUCAACUCCAAGCUCACAGCUGAAUGUGGAGAAAAGAUUCAUAAUCCAACAGAGUAUCGAAGCUUAGCAGGAGCUAUGCAAUAUUUGACAUUCACUAGGCCAGAUAUCACAUAUGCGGUACAACAAAUUUGCCUGUUUAUGCAUAAUCCCAGAGUUCCACACUAUCAAGCGUUAAAACGAGUCAUCCGUUAUCUUCAGGGCACACUGACCCAUGGCCUGCAACUUUAUAGAGGGACAAUCGGCUCUCUCACUGCUUAUACAGACUCAGAUUGGGCAGGUUGCUCAGACACAAGACGCUCAACAUUGGGUUAUUGUGUAUAUCUAGGCGAAAACUUAAUCUCUUGGUCAUCCAAACGCCAACAAACUGUGUCACGUUCUAGUGUCGAAUCCGAAUAUAAAGGAGUAGCUAAUAUGGUAGCUGAAACUUGUUGGAUAAAGAACCUCCUGCUGGAAAUGCAUAUACCGAUCCGAUCUGCAACGUUGGUCUAUUGUGAUAAUAUCAGUGCAAUAUAUCUUUCAAACAAUCUGAUUCAACAUCAAAGGACUAAACAUAUCGAGAUUGAUCUCCACUUUGUUCGGGAGAAGGUGUGCCUUGGACAGGUGAAGGUGCUACAUGUUCCUUCUUCAUUGCAGUUUGCGGACAUUUUCACCAAGGGUCUACCGACUAUGUUAUUCAACGAAUUCAGGUCCAGUUUAACCGUCCGGUGUUCAGACGAUUUCACUGCGGGAGGGUGA
This is a messenger RNA of Camelina sativa (false flax), 771 nucleotides long. The record is from RefSeq and is a predicted model, not a curated record. Lineage: Eukaryota; Viridiplantae; Streptophyta; Magnoliopsida; Brassicales; Brassicaceae.